This is a messenger RNA of Colletotrichum phormii, 1362 nucleotides long. RefSeq lists its product as uncharacterized. The transcript has a single exon. Bases 1 to 1362 code for a protein of 453 amino acids. The record is from RefSeq and is a predicted model, not a curated record. Lineage: Eukaryota; Fungi; Ascomycota; Sordariomycetes; Glomerellales; Glomerellaceae.
AUGCAUCAAUCGGCGCUGCGAUCGGCAAGCAGCCGCAUAAGGCCCGACGUGGUCGCCAUCAAGACCUGCAUCCGAACCUUUUCCACGACGCAAUUGCGUCCCGCAGACGAAUCGAACUCGAACAGAAACAACAGCAAUAACAAGAAUGACGGCGACAAACCUUCCUCGCGAGCCUAUAACAGACCUACACUCACCGGACGAGAGCGCUCCCGCGCCGCGGCUAGCGAGAUUGGACAGCUUCUGCGUGGCGGGCCGGUGAAUGCUGCUGCUGGUGCUUCCGGUGGUGGUGCUGGAGCUCAGCCUAGGGGACUCGAUGAGAGGCCUCGUGGUCUUGACGAGAAGCCUAGGGGUGGUCUUGAUGGGCCUUCUGGACCUGGAGGCGCGGUGAAGUUUGUUAAGGCGCCCAUUGGAUUCGGACGGGGCCGCGGUGGUGGUGCUGGUCUCGGCGCAGGCUUCGGCGCUCGUGGAGGACGUGGAGGUGCCGGCGGAUUCGCUGGCCGUGGAGGAGGCGAGGGAGGAGGCGGGUUCAGAGGACGCGGAGGCGGAGGCUUCAGAGGUCGUGGUGGCGGUGACCGUGGCGGUCGAGGUGGACGCGGAGGACGCGGAGGACGCGGAGGCCGUGGAGGUCGCCGGGGCGGACGCAAGGGCGACGAAGACGGCGAGAAGAAGGCGCCUCCACCAAGAAUGGACAUGAAGGCCAGCUUGGAGAGGUUUUGGCGGCCCGAGACGGCCGAGGAGCACGCCUACAUUGCGAAGCGCGACGGUCCUUACGAGUUCACCCCCAGCCUCAGCGUCAACGAUCUGCUGGGCUUCCGGCCCGCUAUGCCCCUCUCCUCGGCGGCCCCUCCCGUGCAGGCGGCGACGGUGUUGAGUUCGCUGAGGGACGUUGCCGGCGCGGCGGAUUACACGCCCGAGCGGUGGGGUGAUUUGCGGCACACGGCCGAGACGCUGGCGGAUGCCAAGAAUCGGGGCGUGUACUUUUUCGUCGACGCCGAGGAGAAGAAGGUGUUUGCCGAGGCGCUUAAGGAGCGGGCGGACGAGGCGGCGAAGAACCCCGACGGCGCUGUCGUGGGUGACAACGAGGUCCACGUCCACGCCGUGCGGGAGAUGAAGCUCGAGGAGGGCGCGAGCAAGGCCGUGCGGGAGUAUAUCCUCGAGCGGGCCGUCAAGGGCCAGCACGUCGGUCCCACGUUUGUUCCUAGUGGCAGCCGGGAUCCGGUCAACAUGGCGAGGGAGUCGCAUCUGCAUAACGAGACGUAUGUGGCGGGGGAUAUGAAGAAGUUUGACGAUAAGAUUGCGGCGCUUGUUGCGAAGAAGGGUGCUGCUGCUGCUGCCAAGGGAGGCAAGGCUGCGAGGGCUUGA